GCAGCCGGGUUGGUUGCUUGCUUGCCGCGCUCCCUCUGCAGAGCAUGGCUUGGCCGGGCUGCCUGCUGCGUCUCCGGAUUCUGACUGCCGCUUUCGUCGCCGGGGGUUACCGAGGCCUGGGAAUUGUUUUUUACCCGUUGUCGGCCGUGCGGUGCCGCUUUCACCAGGUGCUCAUGGCCUUGACUGGCCCCUUGCUGUUCCGCAUCGGGUAUAGUCUGUAUGCCCACACCAGGCUGGGCUACCUGUUCUACAAGCGGCAAAUGAAGAAAGCACGGGAGCGUUAUCCUCAAGGCCAUUCUGUCACCCAGCCUCUGGUGUUCAGCGGAGUGAAGAUACUGCCAGUCCCCAUCUUGUCCAAUAACUACAGCUACCUUGUUAUUGACACUGGCUCGAACUGUGCUGUGGCUGUGGACCCUUCUGACCCUUUGGCUGUGCAGUCAGUCAUUGAGGAAGAGGGGGUGACUCUGGAGGCCAUCCUGUGCACUCACAAGCAUUGGGAUCACAGCGGGGGGAAUGCAGCGCUACGACGGCGGCACAGUUCCUGCAGGGUAUAUGGCAGCAGCUGCGAUGACAUCCCCGAACUGACAGAUCCCCUCUCAGACAAGGAGACAAUCAUGAUAGGACGGUUGCACUUCAAAGCCCUCUUCACUCCAGGGCACACAGUGGGGCACAUGGUCUAUGUGCUGGAUGGGAAACCUUUUGAAGGGCCAGCCUCUCUGUUUUCGGGAGACCUCCUCUUCCUCUCUGGCUGUGGCCGUAUAUUUGAAGGGACUCCAGAAACAAUGCUGGCAUCACUAGAUGCAGCAGCUGACCUUGCAGAAGAUACACUUCUGUGGCCAGGACACGAGUAUGCCUUAGAGUGUCUAAUGUUUGCUAGUCUUUUGGAGGCAGAGAACCCUUUUCUGGAGCAGAAGCUGCAGUGGGUGAAUCAACAACGGGCUGAGAGGAAGAGCACGUGUCCUUCCACCGUUAGUGAGGAGAAACAAUACAAUCCUUUCCUGCGGACUCACUGUCGGGAGGUGCAGGAAGCUGUGGGCCUUCAGCGCCAAAGGGAUGAGGACUGGGACAUCUUCCGGGCUCGGGUGCUAAAGGAAGUGCGACGGCGAAAGGAUGCGUACAAAGCAAACUAGCAAGCAAUGUGGCAGCAGUCUGGAGAAAAGUGUACCCAGAAGCAGUGGCACAGCAGUAGCCUCUGUAAGGAGGAGUCUGGUCACAAAGUGGGCUCUACCCUACUGAGGAAGGAUCUACAUGUAUGUUGAUCUCUCCCACAAUGUGAAGUGAAUGGAAUGGAAACACUUGACGUUCAGGCUGUUUUCCUGAGUUUUGGUUGCCAGCGUUGCUUACAAACGUGACAUAAAGAAUGAGACCUGCAG
Messenger RNA from Heteronotia binoei (common prickly gecko), 1373 nucleotides. Its product is annotated as probable hydrolase PNKD. The record is from RefSeq and is a predicted model, not a curated record. Gene Ontology annotation, molecular function: hydroxyacylglutathione hydrolase activity. The transcript has 9 exons. NCBI's taxonomy places the organism in Eukaryota, Metazoa, Chordata, Lepidosauria, Squamata, Gekkonidae. The coding region runs from base 45 to 1130 and encodes 361 amino acids. Gene Ontology annotation, cellular component: mitochondrion.